AUGACUUGCGGGUGUGGGAAAUGGCAAGGAUCAGAGAUCCCUUGCAAGCAUGGUCUAAGGGUCAUUUACAACCAGAGACUUGACCCUAGGGACUUUGUCUCACCUUUCUACAAGGGGGCUGCAUACAAACUCACUUAUGGAGACCACAUCCACCCCACGGCUGAUCCAACUCACUGGCCUUCACUAGAUGUGCCAGAAAUUGCACCACCCCAAGGGAAAAGAAAUGCUAGCAGACCACCUAAGCAAAGGAGAAGAGCUACUCAUGAAGCAAAAAAAGGAAAGAGGCAUAAGAAUAACAAAUGCAGCCUAUGCAAAGAACUAGGCCAUAAUGCAGUGACAUGCAAGGCAAAAAAGGCAUCAUCAAAGAAGGAAGCACAUGCAGCUUCCUCUUCACAGCAAGGCAACACAAAGGGGAAGAGAAAGGCUGCUACUUAG
Amaranthus tricolor (Joseph's coat) is the source of this 435-nucleotide messenger RNA. RefSeq lists its product as uncharacterized. The transcript has a single exon. Gene Ontology annotation, molecular function: zinc ion binding; nucleic acid binding. The record is from RefSeq and is a predicted model, not a curated record. Lineage: Eukaryota; Viridiplantae; Streptophyta; Magnoliopsida; Caryophyllales; Amaranthaceae. Bases 1 to 435 code for a protein of 144 amino acids.